Molecule: messenger RNA, 1485 nt
Organism: Lagenorhynchus albirostris (white-beaked dolphin)
Lineage: Eukaryota; Metazoa; Chordata; Mammalia; Artiodactyla; Delphinidae
Gene: OLFM3
Product: olfactomedin 3
Exons: 7
Coding region: 1-1485 (494 amino acids)
Biological process (GO): signal transduction
Source: RefSeq, a predicted model, not a curated record
AUGAGUCUUCCACUGCUGAAGCUUGGCGCUGUGCUUAGCACCAUGGCAAUGAUAUCAAACUGGAUGUCCCAAACUCUCCCAUCCUUGGUAGGACUGAACACCACGAGGCUAUCAACGCCAGAUACCUUAGUAAGUCACUCCGGUGGGUUUGGCCGUCUUGGGAAGGCUGACAGUUCCCUUCCCAGUAAUCCCAAAGAAGGGUGGCAGGUAUACAGCUCAGCACAGGAUCCUGAUGGACGAUGCAUUUGCACAGUGGUUGCUCCAGAACAAAACCUGUGCUCCCGGGAUGCCAAAAGCAGGCAGCUUCGCCAGCUGCUGGAAAAGGUUCAAAACAUGUCUCAGUCUAUUGAAGUCUUAAACUUGAGAACUCAGAGAGAUUUCCAAUAUGUUCUAAAAAUGGAAACCCAAAUGAAAGGGCUGAAGGUCAAGUUUCGGCAGAUUGAAGAUGACCGGAAGACACUAAUGACCAAGCAUUUUCAAGAGUUGAAAGAGAAGAUGGACGAGCUCCUGCCCUUGAUUCCUGUGCUGGAACAGUACAAAACAGAUGCCAAGUUAAUCACCCAGUUCAAGGAGGAAAUCCGGAAUCUGUCUGCCGUCCUCACUGGAAUUCAGGAGGAAAUUGGAGUCUAUGACUAUGAGGAACUACAUCAAAGGGUGCUUAGCUUGGAAACCAGACUUCGUGACUGCAUGAAAAAGCUAACAUGUGGCAAACUGAUGAAAAUCACAGGCCCAGUUACAGUCAAGACAUCUGGAACCCGAUUUGGCGCUUGGAUGACAGAUCCCUUAGCAUCUGAAAAAAAUAACAGAGUUUGGUACAUGGACAGUUAUACUAACAAUAAAAUUGUCCGUGAGUACAAAUCAAUUGCAGACUUUGUCAGCGGGGCCGAAUCAAGGACAUACAACCUCCCGUUCAAAUGGGCAGGAACUAACCAUGUUGUCUACAAUGGCUCACUCUAUUUUAACAAGUAUCAGAGUAACAUCAUCAUCAAAUACAGCUUUGAUAUGGGGAGAGUGCUUGCCCAAAGAAGCCUGGAGUAUGCUGGUUUUCACAACGUUUACCCUUACACAUGGGGUGGGUUCUCUGACAUCGACCUAAUGGCUGAUGAAAUCGGGCUGUGGGCUGUGUAUGCAACUAACCAGAAUGCAGGCAAUAUUGUCAUCAGCCAACUUAACAAAGAUACCUUGGAGGUAAUGAAGAGCUGGAGCACUGGCUAUCCCAAGAGAAGUGCGGGGGAAUCCUUCAUGAUCUGUGGGACACUGUAUGUCACCAACUCCCACUUAACUGGAGCCAAGGUGUAUUAUUCCUAUUCCACCAAAACCUCCACAUAUGAGUACACGGACAUUCCCUUUCAUAACCAAUACUUUCACAUAUCCAUGCUUGACUACAAUGCAAGAGAUAGAGCUCUUUAUGCCUGGAACAAUGGUCACCAGGUCCUAUUCAAUGUCACCCUUUUCCACAUCAUUAAGACUGAGGAUGACACAUAA